CGAUGUAGGACGAGCUGACCGCCCGCCUGCUGCCGCCGCCGCUGUCCACAUCAUGGCCUCCGCACAGCCCACACCACCGAGGACCAACCGACCACCCAGCGGCCCUGCCUUUCCCGCAGCGGAGACGGACGUCAAGCCGAAGCAGCGGCACCGGUAGAGGCCAGCCGCUCCGCGCCGGGGAGAGCCGCCUUACGCCCCCCGCCCCGUCCUCCUCCAUGCCUUCGUCCAAAGCCAAGUUCAGCAAUCCGAUAAAGAGGGCUGCGAACCCGGGCGGCGGCAGAACCAUGAGCCGGGAUUAUUCCGUAAACCUGUCGGUCCAGCAGGUGCUUAGCCUCUGGGUGCACGGUACGACCCUGCAGCACUUCACAGAGAUGUGGUACUGGGUUUUCCUGUGGUGUCUCUUCUCCUCGCUCUUCGUCCACGGCACCGGGGGGUUGCUGAUGUUGGUCAUGCUGCAGCGCCACAAGUGGGGCCGCCUCAUCACCCUGGUGCUGGUCAGCGUGGGGUUCCUGGCCUCGCUCUCUGGAGGUGUCAUCACCAGCGCAGCGGUGGCGGGCGUGUACCGCGUGGCGGGGAAGGGCAUGGCUCCGCUGGAGGCCCUGGUGUUCGGAGUGGGUCAGACCACUCUCUCCGUCGUCAUCUCCUUCUCUCGCAUUCUGGCCACCCUGUGAGGAAGACCUUCAACUGGAUGAAGGACAGCCGCUGACAAAGGAGCAGAGCCAGUGAGUCAAGUCCAGCAGAGACUUGGAGGUGUAGGAAGAGGACCUUUCAUGCUAGAUGCAGAGGAGGGCGCCCCCUACUGAUUCUGGAGUGUUGAUUCAGCAAUCUGUGGUCCAGAUGGAGACUAGUCAAUGAUGUUUGGACGUGUAAGCCAUGUUUCAAACUUCAUCAGUUUCUGGUGCCAAAAUCCUCCUGCUGUGACUCUGGAGGUUCUCUGCUGGAAAAAUCCUUUUAUAAAACGGUGAAACUAAAAUAAUGCAGUGAUGUUGAACAUCAGCUGAUCUGCAGCAGAUGUUCACAGAACGACGAGCCAACAGUGUUCUUCACACACUAAACAGCAGUCAGUCAUGCACUGUCACCAUCAUCUUGGAAACUGUGAAGGCCUCAGAGCUUCAGCCUCCAGCUCAGAAGAACAAGAAGAGAUUUGGAGAUCAACACUUUGUAAACAACAGUGAGGAAGAGGAGCAGAAAACCAACAAAUGUUGGAUCAGACUCAAAGAUUCUGCCACCUGGAGCUCUGGGUGGAGUUCCUUUUUGUGUCAGAGAUGGAUCAGAUGUCUCAACUGAUUCUGGACCAAGGCAGCUUGAGUGGUGUUUCAGGACCAGUUCCAGGUCUCAGCUAAUGGAGAUGUAGGAGGAGCUUCAUCUUGUUACUAUGAUUUUAAAUCGGCAGGUGGAGUCCAAGGACCGCUGAUGAAGAUCAGAUGUACCUCCUGAUAUGAUGCAGCACAUCUUACAUGAGUCAUGAUACAGACAGGGUCACAACAUAGAUCUAGAGGAGCAGAAGCUGCACUGGCUGAAUGUUGGCCAUGUUGUGAGGGGCAUGUCUGCUUGGAAAUCUAGUUGGAAAUCCAACAAAAACAUCGUCUAAAAUAAACUUAACUAACCUCUGAAACGCACCAAACCACUUCCUGUAGUUCAGUUUUGAUUAUGAUCAUAAGUGUUAUUUAAAGGCUGGAUGUGCUUUUCAGUAGUCAAUAAUUUAUUAAUAAUUAAUAAUUCACAUACAUUUUAUUUUUGUUCUUAAGAUUAAUAAUUUAUUAUUAUUAAAAUCAGUAUUUAACAUUUAGACCAGUUUGUAUGUCAGUCAGAGAAGGAUCCACAGCAGAUGAUUGAACCGCGAUAAAAACAUUGGUUAAAACUUUUUACCUGCAAAAUUCAGCUGAAAGAAACAACAAAAGCUGAAUGUUUAAAACUCUAAAUUAAUACUUUUUGUUGGAAGUCUGGCUUCAUCCCACAUCCUGACUUGGUGUCCGCUGCCUGCAAACGUUCUCCAUGUCCCUCAGAUCAGGAGGACCUCUCUUGUCCACAUCUCUCUUCAGGUGACCUCACAGGUGCUAGCUUUGGACUCCGGCUCGGUUCUCAUGAAGUUCUUUGUUUUGUUGAUUUGGUGUGGGCUUGAACUCACUGUGUUGCUACAACAUUAAAUCCAUCUUCAGCACAA
Girardinichthys multiradiatus is the source of this 2164-nucleotide messenger RNA. RefSeq names its product transmembrane protein 170B (gene tmem170b). Bases 216 to 671 code for a protein of 151 amino acids. The record is from RefSeq and is a predicted model, not a curated record. Lineage: Eukaryota; Metazoa; Chordata; Actinopteri; Cyprinodontiformes; Goodeidae. The transcript has 3 exons. Gene Ontology annotation, biological process: negative regulation of canonical Wnt signaling pathway. Gene Ontology annotation, cellular component: plasma membrane.